CUCUGACGUCACUGCCUGUUCCUCUCCCAGAUUUGGGAGAAAAAAAAGUUGUUUCACUUUAAGUGGGAUCUGAAACCCAGAUUUCAUAGAAAGCGAGGUGUCCAUGUGCAUCUAAUCAGGCCUUGUCCAGAAGACAGAAGACAGUGCAGGAUUGUUGCUGAAGACCUGAGCCACUGAAUUCAUUCAUCUUUUAUAGUUAGUUGCUGGUGACUCAUCGCUGUCCAUCAAAGAAAAGUCCUAACCAUGUGGAGUGGCCAGAACAAUGGUAGCCAGCACGGUCAUGUGACUGCCAGAAUGGAGACCAGUUUGCCAAUGGGAACCCCCAGCAUCUCGGUAUCGCAGCACCAGUCUCCUAAAAAAUUUGCUCCUGUCGUGGCACCCAAACCCAAGUUCAACCCAUACAAGCCGCCGGGGGACACGACACACGACAUUGCAGGUGAUUACCCUCCACCACCUCCCCCUGUAGUGGACACCAGCGGAUUGCCAUCUUCUUCAUCCCUCCCUCCACCUCCACUGAUGGAUGAGAGCGCCUUUGGAUUUCAGAUCAAAGGACCGGAGAAGACCCUCGAGGAGAGACGCUCCAGCCUGGAUGCUGAGAUCGACUCUUUGACCAGUAUUUUGAACGAUCUGGAGAGCAGCUCACCGUAUAAGAGUCGCACCCCACAGCAUUCUGCCACCCUACCGGCAAUGAGCCCCACCGCUCCUGUUACAGGCUACAAGCGCAUGGUUAUCCCCACCCAACCACCUCUGACUGCCACCAAAAAGUCCACUCCCAAGCCUCAGGCACCUCCAUCUGCUGCUCCAGCCUCCUCUCCAUCUCCUUCCUCACGGCCUCAGCAGCCAGUUCCUGCCUCCUACAGUACGGCUUCUACCCCCAGUCAGCCCACGUUCAGUGUGCAGGCACGAGCAGCUCAGCCUGGCCCUCAGCAGCAGCAGCAGCAGCAGCCUGGCCGAGCCACGUAUGCACAGGGGCAAUACACACCGGCCCAGCCUCGAGGCCCCGACUUUGCAUACGGGCCUCCACAGCCCACUUUCUCCCCAGCUGGAGGGUACCAUGAGCAACACUAUGGUGGGGCUCCAGCCCAUGGAAGCCAGAACACUUGGAGAGCUGAGCCAAGCCACCAUGCUGUACAACCACACAAUCAGAGCUACCAGCCUUCUGCCCCAAAGAAGACCUACAUCACCGAUUCUCCUGCCAGCAUGGCACCUUAUGGAGCAGGAGCCAUUGGAGCUCAGAAGACACCAGGUCAGUCCACUGCUCACCCUGAGGAAGAGUUGGACCGACUGACCAAGAAGAUGCUAUAUGACAUGAACCACCCACCAUCAGAGGAAUACUUCGGUCGCUGUGCGAGCUGUGGUGAGAAUGUGGUUGGUGAAGGCACUGGCUGCACUGCCAUGGAUCAGGUCUUCCAUGUGGACUGCUUUGUGUGCAUGACCUGCAGCUGCAAGCUGAGAGGCAAACCCUUCUACGCUGUGGACAAGAAGGCUUACUGUGAGCCGUGCUACAUUAACACCUUGGAGACCUGUAACAUCUGCAGUAAGCCCAUCAUGGAGCGGAUUCUACGGGCGACAGGCAAAGCUUAUCACCCGCACUGCUUUACCUGUGUGGUCUGCCACCGGAGCCUGGAUGGCAUCCCUUUCACCGUGGACGCCUCCAACCACAUCCACUGCAUCGAGGACUUCCACAAGAAGUUUGCCCCUCGUUGCUCUGUGUGUAAAGAGCCCAUAAUGCCUGCUCCUGGCCAGGAGGAGACGGUGCGCAUUGUGGCCCUGGACCGGGAUUUCCAUGUGCAGUGUUACCGCUGUGAGGACUGUGGCUGUCUGCUCUCUGAGGGUGAUAAUCAGGGCUGUUACCCACUUGAUGGUCAUGUUCUCUGCAAGAACUGCAACACCAGCCGCAUCCAGGCCCUCACUGCCAAGGCCACCACCGACCUCUGAGUCUGUUCUAUUCUCUCACACACACACACACACACACACACACACACACAUACACACGUACACACGUACACACACACCAAUAUAUAUACUUCUAACACAUCAGAUACAAUACGGCUGCGUUUAGAAAUGUCCUCAUGCUUGAAAUUUGUGCACACACACUCACACACACAUACACACACACACACACACACACACACAGACAAGCACGCAGUUCAUAAUGAUCACAUUGUGCACGUUUGUUGCAGUCGGGCUAAAAACAUUUUAUCCUUGCUACUUGUACGAAUGCUAAUAAAAAACCAACAAUUAAUAAUUGUUCGAAACUUUAAGGGUACCAUUAGUAGAACGACCCAGAAGUACUUGAGAAAGAAGUACAUGUGGAUAGUUAUGAUGAUGAAUUGUAGAUGGUGAACUAUUGCACGAUUAGAGUGGUCUCUCAGUUAGGAAACUCCCGUGCGUUGUAUCUCUUGGCAUAUCUCCCAUAUGGCCAGUGGUCCAAGAGCAAAAUGAGAUGGGGACAAACGUGUAGUAAAUAACAUUUGGUUUCCAGGUUCCCACAGAUUUGAGGCAUCUAUGUCCCCUGACAGAGUUAUUUCAGCCAUAACUCUGUUUAAAAAUCCAGCUUAGUCAGUUGAUGAUGAGCUAUAACGUUAUUCGGUGUCAUGAUCCUAUAUGUGCGUUGUCUUUAGGUGUGAAAACAGCACCAGAUCCACUUAUUCAUUAGGAUUUUCUGACAAUCAGUGGCCUUGCUUACAUCAUUCAUAUUAUAUGUAUGUAUGUAUACAUUUGAUUCACAAAAACAUGAUACACAUGGUGAUGGGGCCAAACAUAUGCAUGUAUGAUUACACACAAACACACAACUUAGGGAAAAAAUGCUCUUAUUUCUUCAACUGGCCUUAUAAAAUAUAUUAAAGGGCUCUUCGGGGUUAUUACUUAGGUGAAUAAUAUGCAAACAGAGUUUAAACGUGUACAUGAUAUUACAGCUCUAGUUCCAGGUGUAUCGAGGAGGUGAAGUUGAAUUGUAGUUGUGUAGUUGUUACAUAAAUGUCAGUGCAUGGAGAGACAAAAUCCAUCAGUCAUACAAACACAAAUAGGAUUUGACAGUAUUUCUUGAAAAUCAAAAAAUCUGCAAGACUUUGAUUCACGCGACUCCCACUGGAGCGACGUUUACAUUAUUUGACGACGUGUGUAUAUAUUUACAUACUUAUGCAGUUCAUAGAGAGGUUUAUUAUAUGGAAUAGGACUGUGAACCCAAACCUAUAUUACCAAAGUCUGAGUAAUGCUGCAGUGCACUGCUGCUUCCUCCUAUUAUCCAGUAUACUGCUUUUCACUUAGCACAAUUAUUGUAUUUAUAUGCAUAUCAUGAAAGAAGGCGUUUAAUGCAAUGUAGUUGCUGUCCUUUUUGGUAUCUUUCUGAGAAAAUAAAGGCAGCAUGAAGUGCCUUUUUUUUGUUAAUACAGUCCGUGGCAUGAGAAACACUCAACUCAAAUCAGUUAUGAUGUGACAAUCAAACACAGAGGAGAAAAUGAUAAUAAUAUAAAAUUGAAUGAAAUUAAACCUUAGAAGAAGAUUAUAACCAGCAUAGAAUAAAAAAGAAACAAUUUUUUGUAUGCUCUUAUAAAUGAGCAUUAUUUCUAAUAAUGUCAACUUGUGAAAUGUAGUAUUAGACCUAAAUAGCAAAGAAAGUAUUGUAAUGAUUAGUGGGGGGAAAAACUUAUAGCGAUGGGAUUUAUUUCUUAGCUUUAUACAAGAAUAAUAACAAUAUGCAAUUUCCUUUUUAUUAUUGCAUUGACACUUUAUAUAAAAUAAUAUGCAGACCUUAACUUUUUUUUUUUACUUUUACUUUUUUUUUUUUUCUUUUUUUUAACUCUUCAGGAAAUAUUUGAAUUGUGAUUACAUUACACCUCUCCUCGCUGUGUGCUUUUUUCUGUUCAGUUUCAUCAUCCUGCUCUUAAGGUGUUAAGAUGUAGAGAGGUGAUUAUUCUUUACUUAGCAAAGGCACGGGUGUUCUCUGUAUUCUGUUCUUGCGCUCUUUUUGCUAAAAUGUAAUACUGCUUACAGGCUUUUACCGAUUCUUUAUAUUUUUAACUAUUUUGUUUCAUUAGUGAGGAAAAAACAAGGGAAUUUACGGAUGUAAAAACAGUAAGCAAUUGAACAUUGGGGUAAAAUGUACUAUGUUUGCUCAGGGUGGCCUCAGAUGGGUUUGUUUAGUCUGGUGUUCAUAGAAUGGACCAUAAAUUUACAGUAGCUUAAAUGUUCAAGAGUUCUGAAUUUGUUAAGGAGUCUUACUAGUGUGAUUGGAGUGAUUCCUUGUGUGUGUUGGGGGGGCGGUGCUGGGUUAGGAUAUAACAGGGGAAAGGAAUUUUGACUUUUUUUUUGAAUAAUGACUUUUUCAACACGAUUAAUUAGAAAUCCUCAAUAAUGUUUUAUGUAAAUUUUUCAUUUGUAUUUGCAAUUACUCAUUCCUCAUACUGUCUCUGUAUUAUUUCCUCUAGCUUUAAUAAAACUUUUUGCAUACGA
Messenger RNA from Ictalurus furcatus (blue catfish), 4455 nucleotides. It is a transcript of the gene lpp, whose product is annotated as LIM domain containing preferred translocation partner in lipoma. Gene Ontology annotation, biological process: cell-cell adhesion. Lineage: Eukaryota; Metazoa; Chordata; Actinopteri; Siluriformes; Ictaluridae. The record is from RefSeq and is a predicted model, not a curated record. Gene Ontology annotation, cellular component: stress fiber; focal adhesion. The coding region runs from base 244 to 1938 and encodes 564 amino acids. The transcript has 12 exons.